GCGCGGGAGACUGACUGUCUGGUAGACUACCGCCAACCCCCACCCUUCUCUCUCUCUCUCUCUCAAAUCUAUCACCACACAAUGUGGAGAGGAAGUUGCAAUUGAGGAGCAUGCAUGGAGAUUGCAGCAGCACCAUUCAUCCGUAAUUUACGGUGGUGCGACAAUAUCAUCAGCAACUCCACUACUUUCCAGUCUUGUAUUUUCUACUUCCUCUCUUUAGCUUAUGCUCUCGUCUCCUUCGUCGCACUCUUUCAAUUGCUAAGAAUUGAACUUAGAGUACCUCAAUAUGGAUGGACUACGCAGAAAAUCUUUCAUCUCAUGAAUUUCAUCGUCAACGGAGUGCGUGCUCUGGUUUUUGGAUUACACAAGCUAGUUUUUCUUUUGCAUCCUAAGGUUUUCAUUUUGGUACUAUUAGAUCUGCCAGGACUACUGUUUUUUUCAACAUAUACUCUUUUAGUUCUUUUUUGGGCUGAAAUUUAUCAUCAGGCAAGGAGUUUACCAACUGAUAAGCUCAGGAUAAUUUAUAUUUCAAUUAAUGCUGCCUUGUAUAUUAUCCAGAUUGGUAUUUGGAUAUACCUCUCGAUAGAUGACAACAGUGUUGUGGAGUUCUUUGGAAAGAUAUUUAUUGCAGGUGUGUCAUUUGUGGCUGCACUAGGCUUCUUGCUCUAUGGAGGAAGAUUAUUUUGCAUGCUGAGGCAUUUCCCAAUUGAAUCUAAAGGGAGAAGGAAGAAACUUCAUGAGGUCGGAUCUGUUACAGCCAUCUGUUUCACCUGUUUUCUACUACGAUGUGUUAUGGGUUUUUUGUCUGCAUUUGAUUCAGAUGCAUCUCUUGAUGUUUUGGAUCAUCCUAUUUUGGACUUGGUCUACUACAUGCUGGUUGAGGUCCUGCCUUCAGCUUUAGUCCUCUACAUCCUGCGCAAAUUGCCCCCGAGGAGGAUAUCAGCACAAUAUCACGCUAUUCACUAGCUGCAGUUCAUUGUUAAUUUGCUGAUUGGAUGAUUUUAAUGAUUCUUUGUUAUAUACUUUGAAGUUCAAUUGGAGAAACAGAUAAAGAAAAAGGAUCUCAAUAUAGUCUCACAGCAGCCGUUCUUACUUCUUACAAGGGUGAUACUCAACAACUCUUGCCUGGGAAAUGAUAAUUUAAAUUCAAGUUUUGUAGGGUGGAGGACAUGCCAUGACAAGUCACAAGAGCCAGUGACUUUCUGCACUCAUUUUUAUAUUAACCAACCCCUUGCUUGAGGGGUCGGGGUAUAUAUUAUCAUUAUCAGGGAAAAUGCAAAUUUUUAUAUAGGCUGAUUGUUAGUUUGAGGUACAAGUUUGCAGUGAUGCAUCCAUUUCAUGAUGCAAUAAUUUGUUUGAAGUUUUUGUAGGUACUUUGCCUCUGACCCUUGUUUAGUAAUAUAUAAUUAUAAUAUAUAAUACAAAUCCGUGCAUAA
Molecule: messenger RNA, 1436 nt
Organism: Trifolium pratense (red clover)
Lineage: Eukaryota; Viridiplantae; Streptophyta; Magnoliopsida; Fabales; Fabaceae
Product: tobamovirus multiplication protein 1
Exons: 11
Coding region: 115-966 (283 amino acids)
Cellular component (GO): plant-type vacuole membrane
Source: RefSeq, a predicted model, not a curated record